Pseudophryne corroboree (corroboree frog) is the source of this 3102-nucleotide messenger RNA. RefSeq names its product ring finger protein 223 (gene RNF223). NCBI's taxonomy places the organism in Eukaryota, Metazoa, Chordata, Amphibia, Anura, Myobatrachidae. The record is from RefSeq and is a predicted model, not a curated record. Gene Ontology annotation, biological process: protein ubiquitination. The coding region runs from base 215 to 859 and encodes 214 amino acids. Gene Ontology annotation, molecular function: ubiquitin protein ligase activity. The transcript has 2 exons.
CAGUGCAGCUACAUAAGCGCCUUACUGUGGAGGAGUAACCAGUUUGGUACAGUGUAACCUGCACAGAGCUGACUGAAUAAAUGACAGAGGGAGUGAUCCCAGAGACACAACAGAAGAGUAUUUCCAGCCCUGCUCAGCAACACUCCAGCUCACAGUGACAACAUCACACAACUAAUAUCACUACACAACUUGUGGAUAACUUUUGGCCUUAACCAUGGAUGCAGCUCCAGAUGUCUGGCAUACUCAAGUAGAACCAGAGGAAGGGGUGGACAAUAGACCAGAGUGCUCCAUCUGUUUCACCAGCUAUGAUAACAUCUUCAAGACCCCAAAAGUCCUGCACUGCUCACACACGUUCUGUUUGGAGUGUGUAGCGCGACUAGUAGCCUCUCUUCCACCAGAAAGCAAACACGAUAAGGUCCUAUGCCCCCUUUGCCGGCAACCCACAGCAAUCCCAGAGAAUGGGGUUCCAGAACUGCAGACAAGCCAAGAACUACUGUCUAACCUACCGUCCCACCUACAGCAUGAAGAGACGGUGUGGAUUGAAGGGAACAAACUUUGUUAUAAACAAGACUCGCAGUCCAACUCUAGCAACCAAAGCGUCUGCAUCUGUGUGGACAUUGGCAUGAGCAAAAAGGACACCUCCCCAGAACCUGUGCCACGCUCUAGAUUCCAGAGGUUUUGCUGUGGGUGCAGCGACUGGAAAAGACUCCUGCUCAUCGCUUUCAUGGUGGUUAUAUUGUUUUGCAUCCUUCUUUGGCCAGUACAGUGUAUCCUGAAGACGGGGAACCUGCGGUGUACAACAGAAACGUCACCCACUAAGGUGCCUCUGUCUUCUCUAAUGGUCACACUCAGUACAUGAGAGAAGAAUCAGUAGGACUCAUAUUUACAACACUCACUCAAAGACGGACACUGUGAUGGUGCUUUGGGUAUAAACAGUAACAAUGAGAACUUGCCUGUCUUCUUGAACAGUUUGUUACAUGCAUCUUCUGAUGGUAAACACUCUGUCUUCCGUGUUGUUCUAGAGUUGGUAAAUUAGGACAUGAAAACGCUCUCCCUUAGGAUGUGAGUUGGAUAAAUUGGGCAUGUUAAUCCAGCAACUCACAGGCACUGGAAAUGACAAUGUGGGGUGUAAGAGUGGCUCUUUGUAAAUGCAUGUGACAGAUACGAGUUGGUAUGUUUUUGCAAGAUACUAUGAAAAAAUACAGUAUUACUUAAAGCGUUAAGUAUCGGCUGAACCAUAACACUUAGUCUGUGCUACGUGCAGGGAAUGCAUUAGAUCAGUAUUCAGAAAGCAAAUGGCAAGUGUACAGCAAAAUCCACUGUGUGUAGUAGUGGUUUAAGAGAAGUCAUAAAUGUGGGAUAUAGCAGAAGGGACAUGAGGUGGAUUUUAUUUGCUACAAAUAACUAUUUAAUCGGUAGAGUGGAAGGAGAUCAUUAAGGAGGGGAAUUGGAUUUUUAUGCUUCUAAAAUGCCAGGCUCCACUGCAAUCUUGAAUCAGCAAUAAUGGAGCUGUAAACAAGCGUUUACCGCCAUUAAACGCAUUAAGGAACUACACAUGAGGGAUAUCAGUAUUAGAAGUGGCCAUGGUUCUAAAACGGAAAGGAGUGCUGGUAAUAGAUGUACGGAACAUUCCCACCUCAUCCAGAAAUUACAUAUUUCCUGUGUCCAAAUUGGUUAGUAAAUUAAAUAUUAAGCCAAUUGUUCAAGUAGGGAGAUUAUGUGAACCAACCAUUACAUGUUUUAUAUACUGUAUGUUAUAGUGCUUGAUGUAUACAGUACUUUUGGCAAAUACAGGAGAAUGGAUUCUUCUGGCAGUGCCUGGAUUACUCAUCACCAAACAUUUAGGACUCAGAAGAUGUGAUUUGCCAUCAUUUACAGGAGGGCGCGGAGAAUGCCCAUGGCUGCAUUUUAUGGGGGCAUCAGAUGAAUAGUCUACGGCAAAGGUUCCCAGACACAGUCCUCAAGGCACCUUAAUGGUCCAGGUCUUAAGUUUAUCCAUGCUUGGCCACAGGAAACUAAAUUAUUACCUCAGUCAAUAUGAUUUAACCAUUUGUGCCGAGCCAUGGAUCUACUUAAAGCCUGGACUAUUAGGGUGCCUUGAAGACAGAGUUUGGGAACCUCUUGAUCUAAGGGAUUGUAAAGCUAGUAUGUUUUAUACAAACAUUAUUAAUAUGGAAACGUUUCAGCAUCAUAUUCAAACUACAAAGAAAUUUUAGAACUUUUUUGAUCAACAGUGACUUCCUCUCACACUUGCUAAACUUUCCACUGGCCAAGCUGUGACUGGAAACACAUGCUGAAACUUGCAGUUCUACAACAUACGGAGAGCUGCUAGUUACCUACCUCUUUCUUUAUAAGUUGCACUGCAGCAAACAAAAGACGAGCCAUCGCCUCCAGAACAUCUGUGCGGUCAACUACGCUAAAACAUUGCUUUUAUCACUGUGACGCUGCUGCUUGUAAUACCUGAGCCACUUACAUUGCAGAACAUUCUUAACUGCUCUUAAUUAUUGAUUUCUUGAUUCACUUUCAUUGCAAGGAGUUGAAAUAUUUUGGAUUAUAUUCUGCAGUGCGUCUACCAACAGAUUUCACAAUGGAUAACUGCUCUAUAACAAAGUUCUUAAGUCAAAGAAACAUAUUACCAGCGGGGCAGUAAUAGGAUUGCCUUUACAGAAUGACACAAAGGGGUUCAAUUUACUCAUAUAAUGUGUACUAACUGAAAGCCGCCAAUCAAACCUUUCCUCUGAGUUUAGCUUGCACUAACCGGAACAAAGAUCAUUUUGAGUGGUUGCUAUAAGUUACUGCUUCAUUGCACCUAUGCUAUUAAGUGAGCUCCAGUGUGUUAAGGAUAAUAUAAUAAAUUAUAAAUGACUAGCUCAAGGAAAAGGUAAAUAUGCUCAAACUUUAGAACACAAAAAUCAAUAAUUGAAGCAGGCAGAAUUGCACAGAGGAUUUACUCCUGAGAGAAUAUGCUGCACAUUCUGUAUACAGGGAGACAAAUACAGAGGAACGGUAUAUGAAGAGCAGAACUCAAUGUGAUCUUGAUAUGAUAUAUGGUUAUAAAGAGAAUGUAGUUAUUUCACUUUUUUUUAUGCUGUCCUGUCACAA